GGAACAGAUCAUCCACGCAGUGAGCGCAGUGACGAUCGAAUUUCUUGGGGCAACGUGAGCACGACGAGUUGCGAGCAACGUCGAGAAACCAAUACGUACAGGUACCGUAGCAGAAAACAAAGAUGGCCCAUCACCCGUCUGCAUAGCAAGCAAUCACCAUUAGCUUUUGGAGCCCUUACCUAUUCAGGCUUCUCGAUUGGAAUUGCACACACUUGCAGUUAGACUAGUCUACGAAUCCAGAUUAGAUUUCUUUUCGUCUCGAUCGACGAUUUCUCACUCUUUUGCAGAGGUCAGGAAAGGGAACAGAGCAAUCCAAGAUUCGGUGUCUCGUCAUUUGGAAGAAUCUAUAAACCAUGAAGCUCUUAUUGGUGAACCGAAAACAAAGUCGAGCUAGACCUUGGCAAUGUCAAACCAUCGUUCUGGUAUUGGUGCUGUUGGCCCUCUCCCACUUUUCCACUAGCGCUAGGGCGGAUGAUAAUACGGAAGAGAAGGAAACCACAUCCACUACUGGAAGUAAGGGACCUUUCAAGCCCAUGGCUCUCCAAGAUGCCGUCAAGAAAACAUUGCACCAAGAUGCUCAGGCCGCCCGGGAAAAGUACUGGCAGAAAACCCUAGAAGAAAUCAGAUCCCUCAAGUCUCCAAAACCAAAAAAAACAAAGACAGAUAGAGCCGUCACAGUCAACAAUCUGAAUCGUUGGAAACUAUGGUCUACUACUACUACUAGUAGACCCAGCAGUCUUGCCUCGAGCACGGAUGCAGCAGUCAGUGGUACUAUUGGCCAAGAAACAACAACACAACAACCUGAAAAGGCAACACCACAAGAUCAGAAAUCACCAGACAUUAUACUCCAGGAGCCAGAACGGUACAAUGGAUACUUUUCCUGGGAACGACAGCUUCAGGAAUGGGCGGAUGAUAUCCAAGAAUAUAUGGACAAAGUGGGAGCGGAAGGCAAAGGACAAUAUCCCAUGUCAACGUUUGGAAUACCCAAGGAAAGUGAUAAUCUCAAAGGAGAUGGUUCCAAGGAAGCGAAUGACAAUUCUGCCACUACUCAAGUCGCUGACUCUGCCAGCAGUGCCAUCGAUAUUGGCAUGGUGGAAAAGGAAGAAAAGGCGGACACGAUAGUACCUUCUGCUGCUGCAGCUACUGAAGUUGUUGCCGAACCAACCAAUUCCUCCCCCACAAAAACUACUGCUACCAGCGACAAGAACAACAACCUACAAAACAAAGUACCACGUCCCGUUCCCGCAUCUCGCAAAGAGGGUGAAGCCGUGUUGCCCCACACGGAUAUUUCGGACAAAUCCAAACGCGUGUGGAUUGUCACAACGGCUGCCUUGCCAUGGAUGACGGGAACCGCCGUAAACCCACUGCUCCGAGCUGCCUACAUGACCGAGGGACGCAAGGAAGCUGGUGGAAGUGUCACACUCUUGUUGCCGUGGUUGGAACGACAAGAAGAUCAAGACAUGGUCUAUGGACAGGGCAAAUCGUUUUCGACACCCGAGGACCAAGAAGCGCACAUUCGAGGGUGGCUCAAGAACACUGCCAAGAUGGAAGACGCCAGUGAAGUAUUGGACAUUCGAUGGUACACGGCAUGGCAAAACAAGGCAGAAAACUCGGUAUACAGUAUGGGGGAUAUUGUGGCCGACAUUUCCGAAGAUGAAGUUGACAUUAUGGUGCUGGAAGAACCAGAACAUUUGAAUUGGUACCGGGCCCCUGGAGAAGCCUGGACUAGAAAAUUCAAGCAUGUGGUUGGCAUCGUUCACACAAACUACUUUGUUUAUGCGCAAGACCAACCCGCAGCGUUCCUUCGAGCUCCUGGAAUGAAACUUCUUUGCACUUGGAUGUGCCGUUCUCAUUGCCAUCGACUGAUCAAACUGUCUGGGACACUCCCUGUGUAUGCCCCUGAGAAGGAACUGAUUGAAAAUGUUCAUGGUGUCCGGGGAAGGUUUGUGGAAAUUGGGAGAGAGUUGCGACAAACGUUGCUGUCACCGGAGGCAGCGGCUGCUGAUCCCGUGUUCUCCCCGAAUGCGGAACCAGCUGUCUACUUCAUCGGCAAAAUGCUAUGGUCCAAAGGUAUUGGUCCCUUGAUGGAACUUUUGAAGUAUGCCGAGGAAGCAGCCAACAUUAAGCCGAAGAACGUUGAUAUGUAUGGCGGCGGUCCUGAUAAAGAUGCUGCAGAGGAAAAAGCCAAAACGAUGGGUUUGGAUAUGACGUUCCAUGGUCCUAUUGACCAUGCGGCACUAGCAACUUCUCACAAGGUAUUCAUCAAUCCAUCCACCUCAGAAGUGCUGUGCACGACAGUGGCUGAAGCGUUGGCAAUGGGAAAAUUUGUGGUGCUGCCUUCACAUCCCUCCAAUGAUUUCUUCGCUCAAUUUCCCAAUUGCCUGACCUACACCAGCAAGGAAGAGUUCGUGGGGGUUCUGUAUUACGCUCUAACGCACAGUCCCGAGCCCAUGUCGGAAGAAUAUUCCUAUGCUUUGACCUGGGAAGCGGCAACCGAACGGUUUGAAGCUGCCGGUUGCAUUCCUGUUGAGGAAGCCGAGAACUACAAGAGAUGGGUUGCAUCAGGCGACGCCGGAAUUGACAUUUCCCUCCCUCCGCUGAUCGAGAGUGAAGAGGACAGAAAGCUGGUCGCCACAACGCUUGAAAAGUCGCGUUCCAACUUCCGAAAGUUCCGCGAUAAUCUUUCUCGGGAAAUCAGUGUGAACAAAGUGCUACCAAAGGCUGUGCGAGAGAGUGUUGUAAAGGAGCUUAACCGCCGCCUUGAUUUGAAUAUCGAUGAACUCUUGAACUCACCCAAGCUGGAACUGAAGCUAUCUCCAGCUGAGCUUGAUCAGCAAUGCCUUGAGCUAUUCGAAUCUGUAAGCAAGGGUCCCAGCGGUGAUGUCCUGCGCAUUAUUGGUGGUGGAAAUGAUGUUGCCCUUCAACACAGAUAUAUGAAGCGGCAGGCGAUUAAGCAACUGAAAGCCGCCAACGCCAUGAAUUCAACUGUUCCUUUCUUUGUGGGUGGCUCUGUUGAGAGCACCGACGAAAACUCCAGGACAGCUUCGCAGUGGGUUAGGUGGGCGAUGAGAAGGAAUUUGCCGACGAAUGGAACGAUGUCCGUAUUACCGAGUCAACCGCAAAAACCUUCUGGAAGUUCCACCGCCGCGAAAGCACCGGCCCAAAAAGAGACAGAGAACAAUUUGCAAAUGAGUAUUCUUCAACCAAGCCCGUCAACAUGUGGGUAUGGGUCGCUGUCAUCGAGCAGGGGCAGCUCCUGGACCGGAAUGGCGGUGCCGCCUCCAUCCCGAUUGUUAUCCAAUGCAAGAAAGCUUUCUGCCAACCGCGGCAGAAAAGGGUUAUCGCUAUUGAUUUAGAAUGGAGCCAAGCCAUCGAGACUUGCACUGUACUGCUAACAAACGAAUCAUACAUGGCUACGUUCCUUGCUUUUCAAUUGAACACUUGUAACGUCUACAAAGUAAAGAAAUCUUUAGAAAUAGAAAGCUACAGCACAGCAGUCGA
Seminavis robusta is the source of this 3501-nucleotide messenger RNA. NCBI's taxonomy places the organism in Eukaryota, Bacillariophyta, Bacillariophyceae, Naviculales, Naviculaceae. The record is from the annotation of a GenBank genome assembly.